This is a messenger RNA of Varanus komodoensis (Komodo dragon), 549 nucleotides long. It is a transcript of the gene TMEM275, whose product is annotated as transmembrane protein 275. Lineage: Eukaryota; Metazoa; Chordata; Lepidosauria; Squamata; Varanidae. The record is from RefSeq and is a predicted model, not a curated record. Bases 1 to 549 code for a protein of 182 amino acids. The transcript has a single exon.
AUGUUCAUCGAAAAAAGCAGCACUUCACUGUCCCAGAAGCCAAGCAAGAAGAAGACCAGGCCACAGGGGCUGCCUUCCCCAGCUCUGUGUUGCGCCUGUGGUCUGUGCAUCAUGCUAGCAGGUAUUAACAUCACCCUGGUGGGAGCAUUUGCUUUUGGGACAUUCCUACCUGUCAACAACCCUCCUAUUGUCAUUGGGCCCAUCCUUCUGGUCGUGGCAUUCACUUUCUUUGGGGCAUGUUGCAUCUGCAGCCGAAGGCCACCUGCUCAUGGUACCAGAAAAUCCAAACCAGGGGCCAAUAUUGGCCUCAUCAAACCUGGGAACACGGCCUUUGAAAUUGAAACCAGUGAGCAUACAGUGCAAGACACCACCGCUGUGCAGUUAAGCCCAACCAGCUCUCCAGUCUCCUCCAAGAAGUCCACACCAAUUCAUGAGAAUGCAAAGACCUGCAAGCUUUUCACUAUGGAUACCAAUGGACCAGCAGCAAAAUACACAGCAGGUGAAGAAUCAAUCCAGCUGAAUUUGCCCAGAGACGUUGCCAUGUCAUAA